CGCUUGAAGUUCGCAGCGCCUGGGAGGAGAGAAGUCGGGCGGCGUGCCAUGGCGGUCGCGCUCCCGGAGGUGGUGGAAGAGCUCCUGAGCGAGAUGGCCGCCGCUGUGCGAGACAGCGCGAGAAUGCCGUCAGAGGCCAGAAGAUGGCAUCAGAUUCCCUUGGACCGGAAUGUGAGCCAGCUGGGACAUGAACUGCUGAGUCGUGGUUCUUAUCUCGUGUUAGUUCCCGACGAGCUUCUCUUAUCGCUGGAGUUUGUGUUUGGGUCAUCGGCCAUCCAGGCCUUGGACCUAGUCGAUCGAGAGUCUGUCACUUUAAUCUCAUCACCCAGUGGAAGGCGUGUUUACCAGGUGCUAGGGAGUUCUGGCAAAACAUAUACAUGUCUGGCUUCCUGUCAUUACUGCUCGUGCCCAGCAUUCUCCUUCUCAGUGUUACGGAAGAGUGACAGCCUGCUGUGUAAGCAUCUUCUGGCAAUUUACCUUAGUCAGCUUCUGAGGAACUGCCAGCAGCUCCAUGUGUCUGACAAGCAACUGACAGACCUAUUGAUGGAGGACACAAGAAGGAUAAAAGGUGCGGCUGGAACAUGGACUUCCAAGACAGAAGCCUAGCAGGAAACGCAUUCACAUCUCACGGUGCCCGAGGUGGAGGAAUGGAAUGCACUUCCAGACUUGUGACUGUCACUUCACCCUCACAGGCUAGGCUGCAGAGGGUCUGUGUGGUUAAGAGUCCUCUAUGGUCUUACUAUUAGCCAGCCUCUGAGCCCUGCAGGUAGAAAUGUCCCUUGGUAGAAUUAAGUAUUGUUGACUCAAAUAAAGUCUGAGCCAUGUUGUAUCUGCAA
Molecule: messenger RNA, 836 nt
Organism: Mus caroli (Ryukyu mouse)
Lineage: Eukaryota; Metazoa; Chordata; Mammalia; Rodentia; Muridae
Gene: Zswim7
Product: zinc finger SWIM-type containing 7
Biological process (GO): double-strand break repair via homologous recombination
Cellular component (GO): Shu complex
Molecular function (GO): zinc ion binding
Source: RefSeq, a predicted model, not a curated record